GGAUAUCCACGAGAUCUGUGUAUGCACAAGAAGAUGCCAGGAAGAUGCUUUUCAAAAUGGGAGACUUCCAGAAGUCAUGCUUCUGAAGAUGGAAUUUCCGAAGUGAAGAUGGACUUCCAGCAGUCUUGACUGUCCAAUAUCACUGCAAAAAUGGCAACGAAGGAGACAGCCCUGAUUCUCAUGGAAGACUUAUGGAAGACUGACGGAGACUAGCAGGAUGAAAAUGAUAGUCACAUUUUUGCUGCACGAAGCCCACCACGUCCAUCGAAGAAAAGAACGCAAGCUUAUAGCAUCCUUCCUUAACAUCCAGAAUGCUUGCUCACACGUCUUCCAGGACUGCCGCUUCUGAGGCGAAGCGGGUGCGCCACCUUGCACUCGAAUGCCUAGCCACAGAAACGCCGCUCGGAUCGUUGGCUAUGGUGCAGAAGCUAUUACUAGAAGAAGGACGAGGACAACAACCUGGAGUUAUGGUCGUUAGCUUUUAGUGUCCAUCUUUCUCGGCAUCUUGGUUGUACCCUUUUGUUCUCCUGUAUUCUUCUCAUGAGAUACAAGUGGAAAGGGGAGGUCGAGAUGAGGGGAGCGAGAUGGAAGAUUCAAGUUGAGUCUAAUGGAGCUGAAGGGGAGGGACGAGAUGUAAGCCAGGACUCAACCACUGUGGUAGAUCACUUCAAAAAACGACAAGCCGAAACACAAGUUGCUGUACUGUACAAGAACCCUAAUCAGGACCAUGCUUUUGGAGCCAGCGACAACACAGUGCCUUACCUCCUCUGCCCAGAAGCGUACGACGAACGACAGGGCAAAUACCUGAAUCCACUGACGAACGAACUUUUUUUACCGGACAAAGAGACAUGGUGUUCGGAGAUUGCCUUGGUGGACGUUAUACAAAAUGCCGUUGGAGGAGGACCUGGAACAGGUGAACAAAGCAGAAAGAGUAGCAGCAACGGACGAACAUCAAGAGCUAGUACACGAAGAACUACAGCGACUGGAGCAAUCGUUGUUGAUACUUCCCCGAUAAUCGGGAAUAAAGACGGGGACUCAACGGCAUUUUCUGGCCCUGUCUAUCGGGAAGCCCUACAAGAAAGCUUAGACAGAUACUUUAACACAGGUCUAGGAAAAAAGUUUUACGCUGUUGCUUUUUCCACCACCACAGGACCAGGGGCAACUACUUUUUCAUCCCCUUCGCGUACUUCACUACUUGGCACAAAAUUGAAACUGGCAGUACACAUUGUGCGGAGAAGAAGUAGAGUGAAUGAAGAUCAUUUUGUAGGGGGAUCGUCGAGUGCCGGUGGGAGCACAUCAUCAUCUUCUUCAAACAGAAACUCAAUACUGUUGGCAUUGGCUUCAACGGCACCUUCAAAUUUCGAUGAAUGCAGCCUAAUCGGUUCCUUUCGCGUUACCUUCGUGCCUGCACAGGGCAGUGACGCUCUGAUGGAAGGGUCCUUCGUCAUCGAAGGAAGAAACGAAUCAGUGUCGAAAUUCGUUUCUGUCGUGGAUCAUUUCGAUCCCUUCGGUGGAGGUGGACCGUCCUCGAAUUGGUACAGUGGAGGUGCUGGAUUGAGUGCAGGAGGAAUGUUAAUAUGUUGAAACACAUGUUCUUGUCCUUCUUGUUCUUUGCUACUCGUUGUACUUUAAAAAUCAUGCCCUUUCUUCUUAUCAGCUAGCUCUACUACUUGUACUUUAAUAAAUAUGCAGCUGCAGCUGCUCUUCAGGUAGUUUGGACUUGAUAUCAACGACCGUCGACGGGAGAGACACGCUUUCUCUAACACCACACUCAACGACCAAUUCCUUGCUUGCUUCUUCGCGAACCAGUGCUCACUCGCAACGUCAUGACCUCCGUUCUCGCGCUCGCUUCAGGCAAGAACUUGCUGCUUCUGUACUGAUAGAAAAACUACACGACCCAGACGCUGUAGGAGCACAGAUUGCGACCUUCCUCUAUGAAACUCUGGAACAACUUCUCAAGAAUGUGGAAGAAGCAGCAAAGAAUAAGAGAGAUAAGAAUGUGCAAGAAGUAGAGGAGGAAGACGGACGGGGAGUAGCAGGGGGUGUAGGGAUAGCUGGCAAAAAGAACUUUAAGGGGAGGUUAAAGGUGCUUUUGUUACCGUUUCUUAUGGCUCUCUCCCUUAGGUGGGGACAGCCAUAAGAACAAGCGGGAUAAACGAACACCAAAAAUCUACCUCUAAGAACUUCUUUGGUGCACUACUUGUUGCAGGCAGAGGAGGACGCGCACAAGAAUCAGCCAGUAACUCAUCGUCUCUCAGCUCUUCCCUUCACGACAGACUAAAAGCUACGAUGAGCGAGCUGCGCGGGAAGAAAAAAAUCACUUCUGAUCAUGUUUAUGAUCUGGAUAGCGGAGAUGGUGCAGCUGCUGAUCCUCCUCUCUCAACAAGAAGAGCAACUGAUAGAGAUAGACAUCAAGCUUCUAAAAAAGAGAACAGCGUCGAUAUAGCAACUUUACUUCAUGAAAUACGGCGGAGUAAAUUAGUUGGAGGCACAGACUUCGACUGGGGUGUUGGACCUCGGACUGCCUUGAUGCAAGAACUGAGUAACCGAAAAUGAAAAUGAUUUACAUGAUCUUCACCUUCAUUCCAAGAAAAGUGAAGAAACUCUGAAUAUGUUCUGCCCCAUAGACAUUGGUAUUUUUGUUCUGUGCUCCUUCGAACAUGAAGCUGAUCAUAGGCAAUCUCAGAAUCCC
Amoebophrya sp. A25 is the source of this 2692-nucleotide messenger RNA. Lineage: Eukaryota; Dinophyceae; Syndiniales; Amoebophryaceae. The record is from the annotation of a GenBank genome assembly.